This is a messenger RNA of Falco peregrinus (peregrine falcon), 2061 nucleotides long. It is a transcript of the gene NOP56, whose product is annotated as NOP56 ribonucleoprotein. Bases 67 to 1710 code for a protein of 547 amino acids. The transcript has 12 exons. Gene Ontology annotation, cellular component: small-subunit processome; box C/D methylation guide snoRNP complex. The record is from RefSeq and is a predicted model, not a curated record. Lineage: Eukaryota; Metazoa; Chordata; Aves; Falconiformes; Falconidae. Gene Ontology annotation, molecular function: snoRNA binding.
CCGCGGACGGGAGGGGCGGGCUUCCGGUGCGGCGGUGUCAGUUCCGGCGGCGGCGGCGGUGGAGGGAUGGUGCUGCUGCACGUGCUGUUCGAGCAUGCCGCCGGGUACGCGCUGUUCGCCGUGCGGGAGGUGGAGGAGAUCAGCCUGCUGCUGCCGCAGGUGGAGGAGAGCGUCCUUACCGUCGGCAAGUUCCACAACGUGGUGAAGCUGGUGGCGUUCGCCCCCUUCAAGUCGGCGCAGAGCGCGCUGGAGAACAUCAACGCCGUCUCCGAGGGGAUCCUCCAUGAGGACCUGCGGCUGCUGCUGGAGACCUCCAUGCCGGCCAAGAAGAAGAAAGCACUGCUGGGGGUGGCCGACGCCAAGAUCGGGGCUGCCAUCCUGGAGGAGCUGGGCUACCAGUGCCAGACCGGGGGAGUGGUGGCCGAGAUCCUGCGGGGGAUCCGCCUGCACUUCCACGCACUGGUGAAGGGCCUGACCGCCCAGUCGGCCUCCAAGGCCCAACUGGGCCUUGGGCACAGCUACUCCCGGGCCAAGGUGAAGUUCAACGUGAACCGUGUGGACAACAUGAUCAUCCAGUCUAUCAGCCUGCUGGACCAGCUGGACAAGGACAUCAACACCUUCUCCAUGCGCGUGCGGGAAUGGUAUGGGUACCACUUCCCCGAGCUGAUCAAGAUCGUCUCUGAGAACUACACGUACUGCCGGCUGGCCAAGUUCAUCGGAAACCGCAAGGAGCUGAGCGAGGAGAGCCUGGAGGGACUGGAGGAGAUCGUCAUGGACAGCGCCAAGGCCCAGGCCAUCCUGGAGGCCUCCCGCUCUUCCAUGGGGAUGGACAUCUCCCCGCUCGACCUUAUCAACAUCGAGAGCUUUUCCAGCCGUGUCAUCUCGCUCUCAGAGUACCGCAAGGGCCUGCAGGAAUAUCUGCGCUCCAAGAUGAGCCAGGUGGCUCCCAGCCUCUCAGCCCUCAUCGGGGAGGUGGUGGGUGCCCGCCUCAUCUCCCAUGCCGGCAGCCUGACAAACCUGGCCAAGUACCCAGCCUCGACGGUGCAGAUCCUGGGGGCUGAGAAGGCCCUUUUCAGGGCUCUGAAGACACGAGGGAACACUCCCAAGUACGGGCUUAUUUUCCACUCCACCUUCAUUGGACGAGCAGCCGCCAAAAACAAGGGGCGCAUCUCCCGCUACCUGGCCAACAAGUGCACCAUCGCCUCUCGCAUCGACUGUUUCUCAGAGGUUCCCACCAGUGUCUUCGGGGACAAGCUGCGGGAACAGGUGGAGGAGCGCUUGGCCUUCUAUGAGACAGGGGAGCCGCCCCGCAAGAACCUGGAGGUGAUGAAGGAGGCCGUGGUGGAGGCAAGUGAGGUGGUGGCUGAGGUCAAGAGGAAGCAGGAAAAGAAGGAGAAGAAGAAGAAAAAGCGAGAGAAGCGGCGGCUGGAGGCCUUGGCUGCAGCUGCAGAGGAGGCAGAGAACUCCGUGCUGGAGACACAGGAGAACGACAUCGAGCCCAAGAAGAAGAAAAAGAAGAAGAAGCAGCAGGAGGCCGAAUCAGAGCAUGAGUUGGAGGCUGUCUCGGAGCCAGAGGAGAAUGGGCUGGAGGAAGAGGCCUUGCCCAAGAAGAAAAGGAAACUAACGGUAGAGGCUGACCAGGAGGAGGAAAAGAAGAAAAAGAAGAAGAAGAAGAAGAAGAAGGGAGCCAGGGACUCUGAGGAGGAUUAGGGGAGUGGAGCUGGAGCCAGGCCCUACUCCAGCAGCAUGGACUCACAGACUGACGGGUCAGCUCAGCAUGGCCCCUUGUGGCCACCAGCAUUUCAUGGCAGCAUAACACAACGGAACUGGCGGCACCCCAUGGUCUGGGUGAGUCCCUUUGCCCAGGCCAAGGUGCCAGCAGUCCCUGGGGCAGUGCUCUGGCGCACUGUGCCUAUGCAGUGUUGCUUCCUUCUGGCCCCUUCCCGUGGGGUGGCUCAGGCUGCAUGUGGCAGCUGUCACUGGGCCAUGCCCACAGCUUGCGUGGGGCAGAAACCCACCCCGUGUGACCGGACCUCAAUAAAGGGCUGAGGUCAUUGUUCA